This is a messenger RNA of Spirodela intermedia, 1222 nucleotides long. The record is from the annotation of a GenBank genome assembly. Lineage: Eukaryota; Viridiplantae; Streptophyta; Magnoliopsida; Alismatales; Araceae.
AUGCUGCCUACUAUUGCAACCUUACCCCUCCUCUGGAUUAUAUGUGUUGCUCAGGCCUCCGUUUGCCGAACCGACUGCGGUGGCAUUCAGAUACGCUAUCCCUUCGGAAUAGACGGCUGCGGUAACCUCUUCUACCGCAACCUACUCCUAUGCGAUGAUUCAACAUCAGCUCCCCCACCUCCGCUUGCGGACACCCUCGGGCACCUACCAGGUUAGGGGGAUUAACUACUACGAUUCGCACCUCAUAAUCUCCGACCCCUCCAUGUGGAGCUGCAACGAAGUUGACGGGUACGGCACAGCUGUCUUUAACUCACCUCAACGGCCACCCUUCAGCCUUGACGCCAGCACCCGGCUCGCCCUCUCCCCCAGGAACAAUUAUCUCUUCUUCAACUGCAGCCACGAGGCUGUCAUCUUCCAGCCGAAGUCGAGGAUAUCGAGGCCGCGUGCUGCGGGCCGCGAAUGAACAAGAAAUCCCCUUUGACCAACGCAUUAUGCCAUAAGAUGUAAAUAAAUGACAGCAGGGGAAGGCAAGCCUCUAGUUUCUGCACCACAUGACAAGAAACCCCGAAUGCCCACGUGCUGCGGGCCGCGCGCUGUCUGCGGCAUCUUGCUGCUCAUAUUACCCCAAAGCAUUGGAGUCGCUGCGGCUGAUGCUGAGAUUCUGCACCACAUACACCAGCAUCUACUGGCGGACAGUGGGUCUCAACUUCCCGCCCUAUGAUCAAGUUCCGGAGUACGGCAUUCGCAUAGACUUCCAGAUCCCGUUGACGACAGGAUGCUUGCAAUGCCAGGACGCCGAAAGACGCGGAGGCACUUGCGGGUUCAACACCGCUAACAAAGACUUCUUAUGCCUCUGUCGGGAAGGCAACGCCACCACCAACUGCGCUGGUAGAUCAUCCUCUAGUUUCUUUCAUCAUCUGCUCUCUUGUGAAUUGUUAUGCUAAUUUCUCCAUGACUUCUAGGUAGAUGGUGGUGGCCCUCCGAGGUGCAAAAGCUCGACUGGUGCUGUAGUCGGUAACCUGUUAAAACCCUUGACUUUAAGCUCUGCAUCCAUUGACGGAUCCAUUACCUCUUCUCUUUACCCUCUGCUGGCUCAGGAGUGAUGACCGGAGGAUCGGUGGUGGGGAUUGUCAGUGUCGGAGCUCUUGUGUGGUUCUUUAAGAAAUUGAAGGCUAGAAAAGUCACUUGUGGGGUCCAGAGCAACGAAAACAGGAUCUUUUGA